AUGUCUUCCUCAGGAUUCUCACCAGCGCCACCAUCAGUGUUCAAUGGAGAAGACUACCACAUAUGGGUAAUAAAAAUGAAGACUUACCUACAGAAAUUUGACCUAUGGGAGGUUAUCAAAUCAAAAGUUGAACCAGCACCUCUUAGAGCCAAUCCAACAGUGGCUCAAAUCAGACAACAUUCUGAUGAACUAACUAAAAGGCACAAAGCCAUGUCUUGCAUCCAGAACAGUGUGUCUAACGUGAUUUUCACAAGAAUCAUGGCUUGUAAGUCACUAAAGCAGGCCUGGAAUAAGAUGAAGGAGGAGUUCCAAUGGACUGAAAGAACAAGGCAGCAACAGCUACUGAAUUUAAGAAGGGACUUUGAAAACUUGAAGAUGAAGGAGGAAGAAACAGUGAAGCAAUACUCUGACAGAAUCAUGGCUGUAGUAAACAACAUAAGGCUACUUGGAGGACAAUUUAGUGAAGUAAGAAUUGUGGAGAAGGUGAUCUCAACCUUACCUGAAAGGUAUGAGGCAAAGAUCUCAUCUCUUGAAGACUCGAGGGAGUUGACCAGCAUCUCAUUGACAGAGCUAAUCAAUAUUCUUUAUGCUCAAGAGCAAAGGAGAGCAAGUAGACUGGAGGAGCAUCAAGAAGGUACCUUACAAGCCAAAACCAGACUAGCCUCAAGCUUCUCUAGAUACAAGGGGAAGAAAACCUGGUCAAACAAGCCAAAGACAGAUGGUGCAAGAAAAUAUCCAUCUUGCCCACACUGUAAAAGGCUAAGUUAUUCGAGUGAAGUAUGUUGGUUUAGGCCUGAUGUGCAGUGCAAAAUCUGCAAAAAGAUAGGCCAUGCAGACAAAGUUUGCAAAAACAAAGGCAAACAGAGGCCAAAUCAACCUCAACAGCCAAGAGUUGAAACUCAAGUGGCAGAAGAAGAAAGUGAUCAAGAAGAAUGA
Gossypium arboreum is the source of this 936-nucleotide messenger RNA. RefSeq lists its product as uncharacterized. Lineage: Eukaryota; Viridiplantae; Streptophyta; Magnoliopsida; Malvales; Malvaceae. The transcript has a single exon. The record is from RefSeq and is a predicted model, not a curated record. Bases 1 to 936 code for a protein of 311 amino acids.